AUGGACGAUGUCGUGAUGUAUCCCGCUGCCGAGCUGCCUCCUGUCAUCAGUCCUCAAAAGCCAAGGAAUCAUGUGCACUCAAGUCCUGAAGAGAAGCCAGAAAGCCAGAUUGAUGAGGCAGAAAGUCAGGUUGAUGAUUCUGAUAGUAAUGAGAAGGUUGGCAGUGAGAAAGAUUCAGAUGAUCCGGAUUAUGAUGCCAUAGUUGACAGUGACUAUGGUCUUGAAGAUGGAGAUAUUUGUGAUGAUGACUUUGACGAUUUUGCUGAUAAGAAGGGGAAGACAAAGUUAGCUGAAGAAGAACAAUCUGAUGAAGAAGAGCUCAAGUACCCAGAAUCAGAUGAUGAUGGACAGAUCAAGUUUAAUUUCAAAAUUUUCAGAGAAUAG
Molecule: messenger RNA, 384 nt
Organism: Aegilops tauschii subsp. strangulata
Lineage: Eukaryota; Viridiplantae; Streptophyta; Magnoliopsida; Poales; Poaceae
Source: RefSeq, a predicted model, not a curated record